AUGGGGCUCUUUAAUCUUGCCUUAUCCCCACAGUCUGCUCAGCUGCUGCUGCUUCCAGAGAUCCCAGGUGUAAGACAUGAUGGAUUCCCUGUAACAGAGCAAAUACAUCACAGCGGGCGAUACUCCGGGCGAUACUCCGGGCGAUACUCCGGGCGAUACUCCGGGCGAUACUCCGGGCGAUACUCCGGGCGAUACUCCGGGCGAUACUCCGGGCGAUACUCCGGGGCCCGAGAACGCCUCUGUCCGUCUCCUGCUCGCUUCAUAGUUCACUGUCAGCCGCUGUGUUUUCUCCGCCUCUCUCCAGUGACCGCCACCGGGACCGUGCCCACCACGGUGCUGUCGUACUCGGACUACAUCUCCCGAGCCGAGGACCACCAUAGUCUGCUGCGCUUCGACCGUGGCGAGGAGGAGAAGGGGCCUGUCGCGUCCUCAUCAUCGACGACUCUCUGUACGAGGACGAGGAGAGCUUCAACGUGA
This is a messenger RNA of Knipowitschia caucasica, 477 nucleotides long. Lineage: Eukaryota; Metazoa; Chordata; Actinopteri; Gobiiformes; Gobiidae. The record is from the annotation of a GenBank genome assembly.